AGUCGUGUUGUAAGCGUUUGUGAUUUUCUCAGCUUUACGGUGCGCAGCGUGCGCAGUUAAAUAUUUGAAAGAAGAGAUUAGCAAAGAUGAAGAAGCUUUCUUUACAAAAGCACUAACGUAUGAGAUUCAGGCAGUAAAAAACAAAGUUUAAACUUGGCAACGAAAGGUUUUUAGACGAGUAAUAUGAUUACUUUAAGAGGAAAAUUAAAGAAGGAUAGUGAUAUAGCAAAUUCAAAAAAUAGAGACCACAAUAAGCGAGUUUCGAUACGUGAUAAAUUACUCAUCAAAGAGGUGCAAGAAAUGGAACAGACGCUGCCAGUAACUUGUCAAGUCAGAUUCAAAGAUCCACAUCGACUUCACGAUUUUAUAUUGUUAAUUAUACCAGAUGAAGGAUAUUGGGAUGGUGGCCAUUUCUAUUUUCAGAUUUACAUAACUGACGAAUACAAUAUGGCGCCACCAGUAGUAAAGUGCUUAACAAAAUUAUGGCAUCCUAAUAUAAGUGAGGAUGGUGAUGUAUGUCUUUCCAUUUUAAGACAAAGUAGUAUUGAUGGAAUGGGUUGGGCGCCAACACGGAAAUUGAAAGAUGUUGUAUGGGGUUUAAAUUCCCUUUUCACUGAUCUCCUAAACUUUGAUGAUCCUUUGAACAGAGAUGCCGCAGAUUUGUUUAUAAACGAUAAAGAAUCUUUUCGAACUAAAGUCAAAGAUUAUGUAAUGCAAUAUGCAAAAAGAUGAUUUACAUUGUAACAUUUUAAUAUAAUUAUUGAUCUGUAUCAAAUUGGUUUUAUGCCUCUUUUUAGCGAAUGAGUAAAAAGUUUGCUCAAAUAAGCUUCAGGCUGAUAUGAUUUAAUUAAAUUGCUGAUAUUUUGCUAGUCUUUUUGCUGCUUAGAGAAAGAUUAUUAUUAUGAGUUUUAUACAGGGUGCUUUGUAAUUCGUGAAUCCGGAUAUUAUAGCAUAAAAGUUCUCACAAAAAACAAAAUGAAAAAAUCCUUUCUAUUUUUUAACUCGAGCAACAGUUUUGAAAUAUAAGUGUUUAAAAUUGACCAAUCAAGCUUUAUAAUUUAAGCAGUAUCCGUAAAUUACUAAUGCUGUUAUACGUGCAACUCGGGGAACAAAUGACUGUUUAACUAUACAGUUUGAUUGGACAAUUUUAAAUUCUUAUUUUUCAAAAAUACAAGAUUACUUGGAUUGAAAAAUCGUAAAAAAUUUUCGUUUUUUAAAAACUUUAAUGCCAUAGUAUCCUAAUUCGCGAAUUACGGGACGCCCUGUAUAAUUAAAUUUUGGGAUUGUUUAGCGGAAUUGAGAACCAAUAAUUAAUAUAUAUUUUAAUGUACGAAAAAGAAUUAAAAAUGCGUCACGUGUUCAUGCCUUUCUUUUUUAAA
Linepithema humile (Argentine ant) is the source of this 1379-nucleotide messenger RNA. RefSeq names its product NEDD8-conjugating enzyme UBE2F-like. The record is from RefSeq and is a predicted model, not a curated record. NCBI's taxonomy places the organism in Eukaryota, Metazoa, Arthropoda, Insecta, Hymenoptera, Formicidae.